Molecule: messenger RNA, 798 nt
Organism: Lasiosphaeria miniovina
Lineage: Eukaryota; Fungi; Ascomycota; Sordariomycetes; Sordariales; Lasiosphaeriaceae
Product: acyl-CoA N-acyltransferase
Exons: 1
Coding region: 1-798 (265 amino acids)
Molecular function (GO): acyltransferase activity, transferring groups other than amino-acyl groups
Source: RefSeq, a predicted model, not a curated record
AUGGCGAGCCCUUCACUGAUCCGUCGUGUCGAGGAAGCGUUGUUCGGCGCCUGGCCGGCAUUGGCUCACGGGUUCGACGACGGCUGGGUAUUGCGCUUCGCCGACGGCUACACCAAGCGCUCAAACUCGGUCACGCCCACCUAUCCGGCCCUGGACGGCGACACCGACGUCGAGGCCAAGAUCGACCGCGCUGAGGCCUGGUACCGCGCCCGGAGCCUGCCGCCCGUGUUCCGAUCCACUCCUCUCGCAGACCCUACCGAUCUUGACGAGAGGCUGGCCGCGCGCGGCUACACUAUCUGGAGCCCGUGCCGGGCGCUUUACCUCUCGUCACUGACGGCGGAGACUCUUCCGCCGUUCCCAGAAAGCGUCAGCCUCCGCGUCGAUACCAAUCCCCGCGAGGGCUGGCUAGAGGCCGCACAGGCGCUCAUGCCGCUCAUUUCGAGCCACGAAGCAACGCUCAGACGCAUGCUAGACGCAAUCGUGCCAGAGGCGCGCUUCGGGGCCAUCUACGAGGACGGCCAGCCGCUCGGCGUGGCGUUCGUCGUCGUCCAGGGCGCCCUGAUGACCACGUUCCAUGUUCUCACGGCACCGAAAGCUCGCCGCCGCGGCCUGAUGCGCGCGUUGCUGGCUCGGCUGGCCGGCUGGGCCAUGGACGAGGGCGCGACGGCCGGGGCCCUGUUUGUUGGCGUGAAAAAUGUCGCCGCGGGGACGCUCUACGAGAGGCUGGGAUACGAAGAGCUGUAUCGCUACCACUACCGCGUGGCUCCAGAGGUGUUGGGAGGGAGUGUUGUCUGUUGA